This is a messenger RNA of Durio zibethinus, 1583 nucleotides long. RefSeq names its product Phosphoribosyltransferase family protein. Lineage: Eukaryota; Viridiplantae; Streptophyta; Magnoliopsida; Malvales; Malvaceae. Gene Ontology annotation, cellular component: ribose phosphate diphosphokinase complex; cytoplasm. The record is from RefSeq and is a predicted model, not a curated record. Gene Ontology annotation, biological process: purine nucleotide biosynthetic process; ribonucleoside monophosphate biosynthetic process; 5-phosphoribose 1-diphosphate biosynthetic process. Gene Ontology annotation, molecular function: magnesium ion binding; ribose phosphate diphosphokinase activity.
AGAACAACAGCAGCAGCAAAGAACGGUUGACAGUUGAAUGCAUAGAAGACGAAGAGAAGCUUUUGAAACCCUAAAAAACCCAGCGGUUUGAUAAAAAGGUUUAAUGAAUGGCCUCAUCUCUGCUUUUCUCUUCCAAUUCACCACUCUCUUCCGCUACUCUUUUUAAGACCCACCCUCGCUUCCCUUGCCGACACCGCAUCAGAUGUAGUGUGGGCGAGCCGUUGAAGUUCGACAAUGGAAAGCCUUACUUUCCUCUCCUCACCACUGAACCUGCAUUGCCCACCUUUUUGUCGUCAAAUACCCAAUUGGAAAACGCUAUCAACAAAAACGAUACAAGGCUUCGUAUAUUUUCUGGCACUGCUAACCCUGCUCUAGCUCAGGAAAUCGCAUGCUAUAUGGGUCUGGAGCUUGGGAAAGUCAAGAUAAAGCGUUUUGCUGAUGGUGAGAUUUAUGUUCAGUUGCAAGAGAGUGUGAGAGGGUGUGAUGUGUACCUGGUGCAACCCACUUGUCCCCCUGCCAAUGAGAAUCUUAUGGAGCUUCUCAUUAUGGUUGAUGCUUGUCGAAGGGCUUCUGCUAAGAAUAUUACUGCCGUUAUUCCCUAUUUUGGCUAUGCCAGGGCUGACAGAAAGACUCAAGGGCGUGAAUCUAUUGCUGCCAAACUCGUAGCAAAUUUGAUUACAGAAGCGGGUGCAAAUCGUGUUCUUGCUUGUGAUCUUCAUUCUGGGCAAUCCAUGGGUUACUUUGAUAUUCCUGUGGAUCAUGUUUAUGGUCAGCCUGUGAUUCUUGAUUAUCUUGCUAGCAAGAGAAUAUGUUCUGAUGACUUGGUGGUAGUCUCGCCAGAUGUUGGAGGUGUCGCCAGAGCACGUGCUUUUGCAAAAAAAUUAUCUGAUGCACCUCUUGCAAUUGUUGAUAAAAGGCGUCAUGGGCAUAAUGUUGCAGAGGUCAUGAAUUUGAUAGGUGACGUGAAAGGAAAGGUAGCAGUUAUGGUGGAUGACAUGAUUGACACAGCUGGGACAAUUGCGAAAGGUGCUGCUCUAUUGCAUCAAGAAGGGGCCCGGGAAGUGUAUGCAUGUAGUACACAUGCUGUUUUUAGUCCUCCGGCAAUAGAGAGGUUGUCAAGUGGUCUUUUCCAAGAAGUUAUCAUAACAAACACCAUCCCAGUUUCAGAGCAGAAUUAUUUUCCUCAGUUGACGGUCCUCUCUGUGGCAAACCUUCUAGGAGAGACCAUAUGGCGUGUUCAUGAUGACUGCUCUGGAGGGUUUGAACCCUAUUCAACUUUGGGCAUUGAUUGAUUUGUCCACUUGAUGUUGGGAACAGAGUUGCCUUGCCUGCCUGGAACUGCAAAACAAAUUGGUUUUAUGGAACGGGGGAUCAGAAUGCGAAUCAUUGUCCAUCUACUCGGGUGUGGUACAGUGGGGCUAGUUUUGUUAAAAAUGCACACUAGGGUCUUUUUCUUUUUUUUGUUUUUGUUUUUGUUGAGAUCAUGUGGUCCUAUUUCUUUUCUGUAUUUUUAUAUGGUACUAUUUUUUGUUGAAAAAAUGUAAUGGACUUUUAUUUCAUUAAUGAAUAAUAAGUAAUAGAUU